CUGACUGAAGGGACCCAAGAUGGCUGAAUACUCACGGGGGGGCAGUUAGCAAUUAUCCGAACAAGACGUCGGGGAAUGAAUGGCAAAUAGCAUUAUAAUGUAAAGCGUAACCUUGAAGAAAUUAUACGAGUACAGUUUGUUGCUUUGCAUAAUUUUUGGGAAUGCAUGAAUACCAGUAAGGAGAGACUGGUCUCUCCGCGGCCCCGAGCCAGAACAUGGCGGAACACUUGGGAAAGAAAUAGCAGCUAACAUUAGCUAGCUGGCGUAUUAUUCAGACACAAUUAGAAGCAUUGGUCCAGGGUAAACACGGUGUUUGCGGUCCGUAAGUGUGAAAUAAUGUUGUCGGUGCACCGCUCUGGUCAUUUUGUUUCAAAGGGUUGUUUAACAUUGGAUAUGUGGAGCGUAGGCAGUUAGCGUACUCGCUAGCUUGUUAACUCGUUAGGUUUGCUAGCUAACGUAACUGGUAAACGUUGCCCGCAAGCGUACAAACUGUACUAAUAAUAAGCAGGUAGUGUUUUGGUGGCCAGAGGUUGUAACGGCGGGGCUUAUUCUGAAUACUCUCAGCUGUGUGCUAUGACUUUGAUAUGUCUGUCAGCCCUUGAGUUGUAGAUUAACAUUAGCUAACGUCAGUGCUCCGCUCUGUAUAUUACACUGUCGUUAGCUUGCUACAAUGGGCUGUAAGCUGAUUUUGUGUGGCGCGUUGCCUAUAACCCUGGCGAGAUAAGUUUUGAGGCAGCUUGUUAAAAUAAUCAGAUAUUUUAGUUGUGGCUGCAGAAUCGAUCGAGGAAUCUUCCUGGAUACUCGUCCGGGUUUUACUCUUAAGGUCCUUCAAAGGACUGCUAGCCUGGUUGACCCCUAGUUAACUUAAGUUAGUAAGUUGCUACAUUGUAGAAGUGAACAGGUGUACAAAAGUGAAUUGUGGGGUUACUAGGUGAGGCAGACACCUUGUAAAAGCCUUGAAGGUCCGGAGGGGGAAACCGGUUACAGCUACCUGCCAGGAUGACGGACACUCGUCGACGAGUCAAAGUCUAUACCCUCAAUGAGGACAGACAGUGGGAUGACCGUGGGACUGGGCACGUCUCGUCGGGCUAUGUGGAGCGUUUGAAAGGCACGUCUCUACUGGUGCGAGCCGAAAGCGAUGGUUCCCUACUACUGGAGUCCAAAAUCAAUCCAAACACAGCCUACCAGAAACAGCAGGAUACAUUGAUAGUAUGGUCAGAGGCUGAAAAUUAUGAUCUGGCACUCAGCUUCCAGGAGAAGGCUGGUUGUGAUGAAAUCUGGGAGAAAAUAUGCCAGGUGCAGGGAAAGGACCCAUCAGUGGACAUCACCCAGGAUGUGGUGGACGAGUCUGAGGAGGAGCGCUUUGACGACAUGUCGUCGCCAGGUCUGGAGUUACCACCAUGUGAACUGAACCGCUUGGAUGACCUGGCUGAGCUGGUGGCCUCCUCACUCCCAUCACCACUGCGGCGCGAGAAACUAGCUCUGGCUGUGGAGAACGAGGGCUACAUUCGCAAGCUUCUGGAACUGUUCCGUGUGUGUGAGGAUUUGGAGAACAGAGAGGGACUCCACCACCUGUAUGAAAUCAUUAAAGGCAUCUUCCUGCUCAAUCGUACUGCGCUAUUUGAGGUCAUGUUCUCUGACGAGUGCAUCAUGGACGUCAUUGGUUGUCUGGAGUUUGACCCAGCACUCCCGCAGCCACGGCGGCAUCGGGAGUUUCUAACUAAGACAGCCCGCUUUAAGGAGGUGAUCCCCAUCUCUGAUCCUGAACUGCGUCAGAAAAUACAUCAGACGUAUCGUGUGCAGUAUAUUCAGGACAUGGUGCUGCCCACGCCCUCUGUUUUUGAGGAAAACAUGCUGUCCACCCUGCACUCCUUCAUCUUCUUCAACAAGGUGGAGAUAGUGGGCAUGCUACAGGACGAUGAGAAGUUCCUGACAGACCUCUUUGCACAGCUAACAGAUGAGGCUACAGAUGACGACAAAAGACACGAACUGGUGAACUUCCUAAAGGAGUUCUGCGCAUUCUCACAAACGUUACAACCUCAAAACAGAGACGCCUUCUUCAAGACAUUGUCAAAUAUGGGCAUUCUACCUGCACUAGAGGUCAUACUGGGAAUGGAUGACGUUCAGGUGCGUGGGGCAGCCACAGAUAUUUUCUCUUAUCUGGUGGAGUACAACCCCUCCAUGGUACGCGAGUUUGUCAUGCAGGAGUCUCAGCAGAAUGAUGAUGACAUCCUCCUGAUCAACCUGAUCAUAGAACACAUGAUCUGUGAUACAGACCCAGAGCUGGGUGGAGCGGUGCAGCUGAUGGGCCUACUGCGGACUCUGGUGGACCCCGAGAACAUGCUGGCUACUGCAAAUAAAACAGAAAAGACAGAGUUCUUGAGCUUCUUCUACAAGCACUGUAUGCACGUCCUCUCAGCUCCGCUACUGGCCAACACCACAGAGGAAAAGCCUAGCAAAGAUGAUUUUCAGACAUCCCAGUUGCUGGCCUUGAUUUUGGAGUUGCUGACAUUCUGUGUUGAGCACCACACCUAUCACAUCAAGAACUACAUCAUCAACAAGGACAUUCUCAGGAGGGUGCUGGUGCUCACUGCCUCUCAGCACGCCUUCCUGGCACUAUGUGCCCUGCGCUUCAUGCGGAGGAUCAUUGGUCUGAAGGAUGAGUUUUACAAUCGCUACAUCAUGAGAAACUUCCUCUUUGAACCUGUCAUUAAGGCCUUCCUCAAUAACGGCUCACGCUACAAUCUCAUGAACUCAGCUAUCAUUGAGAUGUUUGAGUACGUCCGUGUGGAGGAUGUGAAGUCUCUCACAGCUCAUAUAGUAGAGAACUACUGGAAGGCUCUGGAGGAUGUUGACUAUGUCCAAACAUUCAAGGGCCUAAAGCUGCGGUAUGAACAGCAGCGAGAGAGGCAAGACAACCCCAAACUGGAUAGCAUGCGUUCCAUCCUGAGGAACCACCGCUUCCGCCGUGAUGCACGAACACUGGAGGAUGAAGAGGAGAUGUGGUUCAACACAGAUGAGGAUGACCUCGAGGAUGGUGAGGCAGUUGUUCCUCCCUCUGACAAGAUGAAGACUGAGGAAGACCUGAUGGAACCUAUAAGCAAGUUCAUGGAGAGAAAGAAAUUGAAAGACACAGAUGACAAAGAAGUACUGGGGAAGUCGAGCUUAUCAGGCAGGCAGAACCCCAGCUUCAAGCUCGCCUUCUCUGGCUCAACUAAAGCCAGCCUGUCCAGCCCACCUUCGUCUGCCUCAUUGAACCCAGGUUCUCCGGGAUCACCGGGUUCUCCAGGUUCAGGGGCACGGAGCUCACCCUCCACCACAACUGUAACCACAAAGGGUGGUUUAGUGGGACUGGUUGACUAUCCUGACGAUGACGAUGAGGAGGAAGAAGAGGAGGAUGAUGGCGAAAGUAAAGAGGAACCUCUGCCACCUUCAAAGAAGUCCAAACUGAGCUCCUAAAAAAAUAAAUAAAUAAAUAAAUUUAAAAAAAAAAAAAAAUUUAAAAAUAAGCAUCACUGUCUCAACUUUUGCUCCGCUCAGACAGUUUCAGCGAAUCGACUUUACACAGAAAUGAUAAAACUUGUAAAGAAAUUGAAUGAAAGCGACCCCUCGCCGUCAGCGGGUGGCCAAAAGAGGAGCAGACGGAAUGGAUACCAAGCCUCCUCAGACUAGCCCACUUCAUACAAGUGCCAAUCAGGAAACCAGGAGUGAAAACCCGUCUGAAAAGUGGAACAGACGUGUGAAAGCUGGGGGGAAAAGAUCACACUCAAAAGAUCGUCUGCACACUUGGACAGUAUGAGACGGGUUGGACUUUGGUGAUUUAGCAACUGGAGGAAAAGACCACAUACAAAAACACAUGUACACGCAGAGUGAAAUCCCAGAGAGCUUACGGGCUCGGACCAUAACCCACUGCCCCUCCCCCCACCCCCCACUCAGGGAAGGACAUCACAGCGGCCCAAAUGGGUCGGCCAAUUCAGACCCAGAACCACCACUCGCACCCCCACCCCUUCCUCAGAAUUUACCUUCCUCCUUGUUUCUUUCUACUUCUUUUCUCCUCUGCUCUUUCUCCCUCUCUGUCUGUUGCUUAUUGUCCCUUUUUUUUUAAGUUAGUAUAUAGGACCAGACGGGAGGCAGCAUUUGGCAAAGAGCUGUCCUUGUUGUCGUUUGAUGAUGUCAUCAGUGUCGUCGUUCCUCAGCGGACGUUCUUUCUCUGAAGAGAAAAAAAAAAGCCAGCAGUUUCUUGAUUAUUUUCUUUUUGUUCUGUAUUUGUCUCUCAAUCUUUCUCCUGUUUUUUUUGUAAAUGACAACAAAAAAGACCUGCCUUUAAAUGUUCAGGAUGUUUUCAGUCACACUUGAACAGGUUUUUAAAGACCUCAGUAGGUGAGCUAGUUUUACCCUUUUUGCCCUUUGAAACUGCAGAUUUUUUGGAGAAUUUGUAAUCCCGUCUUGAUUAAAGAUUGAGUGGAAUUCUAGAUGUGAUGAAUUUUGUCAUAUCUUCUCUUUUUUUUCCUUUUACAUGAGUGUACACUUAGUUGUUCAGAAUAUUUGGGACCAUUAAAAUGAUCUUUGCUGUAA
Molecule: messenger RNA, 4575 nt
Organism: Micropterus dolomieu (smallmouth bass)
Lineage: Eukaryota; Metazoa; Chordata; Actinopteri; Centrarchiformes; Centrarchidae
Gene: ppp4r3a
Product: SMEK homolog 1, suppressor of mek1 (Dictyostelium)
Exons: 15
Coding region: 1000-3459 (819 amino acids)
Biological process (GO): DNA damage response; protein dephosphorylation
Cellular component (GO): nucleoplasm; protein phosphatase 4 complex
Molecular function (GO): protein phosphatase activator activity
Source: RefSeq, a predicted model, not a curated record